Molecule: messenger RNA, 3240 nt
Organism: Anastrepha ludens (Mexican fruit fly)
Lineage: Eukaryota; Metazoa; Arthropoda; Insecta; Diptera; Tephritidae
Product: G-protein coupled receptor 39-like
Exons: 4
Biological process (GO): G protein-coupled receptor signaling pathway
Cellular component (GO): plasma membrane
Molecular function (GO): G protein-coupled receptor activity
Source: RefSeq, a predicted model, not a curated record
AAUUACCAAGGCGCCCUUGUAGCAACAGCAGCAGCAACGGCACCAACAAAGAGGCUACAUCGCAACGGCACACGGACAGACACAGCAGAUCACAGCAGCGCUGACGUAAAUUUAACAACGCAAGCAGUGAAAGCAACGACCGCAGCAGUGGCAGUUGAGGGGACAAUAAUAUUUAAGGAAGAACGAAAAACAAGCUCGGUUGGGGUGGAUAGGCGCACUAUCAGCAUUUCGGUUGAGCCAAGAGACUGUUUCAUAGGAGCGGCGACAGUGAAAGCAGCAUCCCCAGCAGCAAUACUACGUACGCAAACAACAACAAGCCAUUACGUCAAUUCGGUCAAUUUACAUGAAAAUCGAGAGAAUCAUCAAAGUACGGAGCGAAAUCAAUUCCAACGCUAUAAUCGUGAAACUUUCAGCUUCACCCUUACAUUAGUCACUGCGCUGCUCCUCUACUGGUGGUGCGCGUCAAACAAUUUCGUCGUGGCAGGAGCAUUGCCUGAGGUCUCAACUGCAAGUGGUAAUGAAGUUCAUGGCGAUGGCGGUGUCGAUAAUGGCUUAGCUUUUCCCACUGUUGCCGUGAACGCCAGCAGGAGCCCCUGCACUCUCAAUAUACAACGAAAUGUUAGCUGCCACUCAGCGCUUCCCCACAGUGACGUCUAUGAUACCAAUGGCAACGUUUACAAUAUACAACAACCCAUUACCGAAACUACAGUUUCACUACAGUUUAUACAACCCUCAGAAGUCUUCGACACCGCAACUACUAUCAAAUCUGUCGCUGCUGCCAACGAAAGCGUGGAGAGUGUCACCAUUACUCCGCUUCUCAUCGUCAGUGCCGCCAGUUUCACUGACAAUGCGUCCACCGAGCCCGACAUUGAUCAAGUGCCGCAGAUUCCUGCAUACAUAUGCACCACUGCUAUGUGCUUUUGCAUAGCAAUCAUGACGCUGGGUGUUAUUGGCAACAUUAUGGUGCCAAUUGUUAUUGUGAAAACCAAAGAUAUGCGCAACUCCACCAACAUCUUCCUCACCAACCUCAGCAUAGCCGAUCUAUUGGUGUUGCUUGUGUGCACACCUACUGUUUUGGUAGAGGUAAACACGCGACCUGAAACCUGGGUGCUGGGCCAUGCAAUGUGCAAAGCAGUGCCCUUUAUUGAGCUGACGGUCGCGCAUGCCAGUGUAUUGACCAUUUUGGCCAUCUCAUUCGAGCGCUAUUACGCUAUCUGUGAGCCUCUGAAAGCUGGCUAUGUGUGCACAAAGGCGCGCGCAAUCCUUAUUUGCAUACUGGCGUGGGGAUUAGCUGCGAUAUUUACCAGUCCCAUUAUUUGGGUAGCCGACUACAAAUUCGUCGAGUACAUUGAUGGAUCAUCAGUGGCAGUGUGUUUAACGCAGGCUGUCAACAAUUGGACGAUCGGAUACUUUCUGAUGACAGUAAUCGUUUUCUUUAUUCUACCUCUGCUAAUCCUAAUCGUGCUUUAUGCUAUUAUAGCAAAAAAUCUAAUCUCCAGUAAUGGCCCAAUGCUACGUAUUCGGCCAUCGAAGCCAGAGCUAAGUCUGAAGGCACGGAAACAAGUAGUGCUCAUGCUGGGCGCUGUCGUGCUAUCCUUCUUUCUUUGCCUGCUGCCCUUUCGAAUGCUCACCAUGUGGAUUAUACUUAGCUCAGAGCAGACGUUCUUUGAUAUCGGCAUAGAACGUUACUAUAGUCUUCUGUACUUUUGCCGCAUCAUGUUCUACCUAAACUCUGCCAUCAAUCCGAUUCUUUACAAUCUGAUGUCCACAAAGUUUCGCAAAGGAUUUCUACGGCUAAUUUUGAACACAUGGAAUGCCGCUGCCUUAUCAUUGACAUGUGGACGCUAUAGGCGCAUACGCGCACGCACCGGCACAAUAACUGGAGUGGCGACUAACACAAAUACCAACACCUCGAACACGGCUACCAGCAAUACAACAUCGUCCAGUAUUCUUUCGCGUCAAUCCAAUCGCCGCUACAGCGAUGACACUGCUCACAUAAAAACGAAUACGCGCUCUCUCACUAAGACUCAAAUACAAAUACAAAUGCACAUACCCUGUGGUCCCGAGAGUGAGAUGUUAGCGAUGUUGCAUAGUAGUGCAAUAGCAACAGCAUCUACCGCGACGACUGAGGAUGAAGUACUCCAAAAAAGAGAAAUUAUUGAAAGCGGAAAGCGAAAGUAUUCAGUGCGGAAAUGUAAAAGGCAGUCAACAAUGCGCGAACUAACAGCGUUCCAGGAGGGGCAACAACCUAAAGCAAAGUCCGGUCGGCACUCAGUGCAUGUAAGUUUCGAUGACGAGGGAAACUUGGAGGAGGCUGUUACUUUGACAUGAUACGCGUACACUUGAAGCGAAGAGGCUAAUCACGAACGCAUCUUAGAUGAAGAUGUACAAGUACUUAGAAUAGUAUCAUAAAUUUAUUAGCAGAUUUUUAUAAGUAGAUAUCAAAGUACAAGUAUUGAUAUGGCAUGUGUUAACCUGUGUGCUUUUUGAUGUGUUUAAAUAUUUGUGUGUGUAUAUGAAAAUAUACUGACAUACGUAGGUAUGUCGAGCGAGGGAAGUUGGUAUUUCAAAUGUUUACUUCGAUGGCUAGUUGAAAAUGAAAUGAAAUGAAAAAUAUUCAAAUUGUAAUAAAUAAACCAAAUAAAGCUCAAAAACUAUCUAUGUAGAUUAAGUACACGUGUAAAGUAUGUAUGUAUGUAUUUUCAGAUUAAAUGCAACUCUUUCAAAAACAAAAAAAAAGAAAUAACACCUUUAAAAUAAUCUGGAUAAAAAAAAAAUAAAUAAUUGGCGCGUACACUUCUGUUAGGUGUUUGGCCGAGCUCCUCCUCCUAUUUGUGGCGUGCGACUUGGUGUUGUUCCACAAAUGGAGGGACCUACAGUUCCAAGCCGACUCCGAACGGCAGAUAUUUUUAUGAGGAGCUUUUUCAUGGCAAAAAUACACUCGGAGGUUUGCCAUUGCCUGCCGAGGAGCGACCGCUAUUAGAAAAAUGUUUCUAUUAAUUUUCCUUUCACCGAGAUUCGAACCAACGACCUCUCUGUGAAUUCCGAAUGGUAAUCACGCACCAACCCAUUCGGCUACGGCGGCCACCAAAAUAAUCUGGAUAGCCUCCCUAAAAUUCAAUUAAAUAUAUUUUCUUUCUUUUUUUUGUUAAUUUUCUAUUAGAAACUCUGUUUAAUUGGAUUUGUUAGCUCCUAGUCUGGCAAAACUCUAGGUAACGCAUGGCAAUGGCUAACUUUGAC